AUGUAUGCAAAUACACAUACUGAGAUUUCUGCCACCGGCGUGUGGACUGGGUCCCGCAGAGAACAGGCUCGGGAUAAAAUCUUACAAGCAUGUUGUGGCAUUCCGUCUGAUCAUGUUGGUUUGUUUUCUGGAAGUGGUGCAACGGGAGCAAUCGACACGUUCAAGCGAUUUCUCAUGCGAGACGAGGAUAAUAGUAUGUGUAGCGAAAACGUGGCUGUCAUUAGUGGUGCCAAAGUGUUGCGGUGCAAACAGUCGAGUUCGGGGAAUGUCGAUUUGGAUCAUGCCAAGAAUCUGCUCAAGAAGUACCACAAUCGACAAUUAAUACUAGGAACUUCCAGUGCCGCAUUGAAUGUCGAUGGCACACUCACGGAUUCGCAAGCUCUCGAGUUGUUUCAUCGCUUUGGGGCAUACAUCACAUUCGACUAUGCAGCAGCAGCUCCUUACGUGGAUUUAAACAUGGCACAUAUGAAAGAGAUCAACUUCAUCAUUGAGGCUCUCGAAUGGGUCAGUAUCAAUGCUUGGAAAUUGCUUGCACUCUACAAACCCAACGGAAAGACGGCGCAGCACGUGGUAGAUGAGGCAGAUCAACAGUGGCUCAGGAAGGCUAUGGGACUGAAAAAGUGCGUGAAAAGAGUUCCUGACCUGUUUAAAUGGGACUGGGAUGAUAGCUCAUUUAAAUCCGAACCGCUGCCCUCCGUGGAUGCGGAAGAAGCUGCUGCCGCUCUGUCGUCUGGCGCAACGCGGCUGGACGUAUCUGCGAAUGCCGGGGUGUGGCUAUUCAUGCCCCCCUCUGCUAGGAGAGAUAUCACUAUGUCAAACCGAAUGCUCUUGAAGGUAUCUCGAUCGGUCGCAACCCCGAGGAAAUGUCGGGAACGAAUCCAGGUAGUGGAUGUACAGAUGGCAAAGCUAGUGGAACCUUCUAUACUCACUAUGGCAAAGUUAGCUAUACAGUCAACCGCAAAAGGAACCAGUGAAACUAAGUUCCAUAUCCGAAUCGCUGCAAAAUUAGGCCAGCUGACAGGGGGAAAGGAUGAUCGCUCAAUUUCGAUACAGGAAUUCGAAGUAUAA
Molecule: messenger RNA, 1068 nt
Organism: Sphaeroforma arctica JP610
Lineage: Eukaryota; Ichthyosporea; Ichthyophonida
Exons: 4
Coding region: 1-1068 (355 amino acids)
Source: RefSeq, a predicted model, not a curated record